GGAUUAUUAGACUAGUUCAUUUUAACGGAUGUGGAAAGAUUACGAGCCAGCAGGAGUAACACAUUCACACUUCAUCGUGACUCCGUUAAAGACAGGAACUCCAAACUACAACAAAUAAGCCAUUUUCUAUGAUGAGGCACCUUGCUGACACAACAAAGAGCACACCCAAACAGGAGACACCCACUGCUGUUGAAGGCAACCAGGCUCCAUCGCUUCCAUGGAGCGCCCGCUUAUGUCUCCCUGUGCUCUGUGAGGAUAAAAGGGUGAUAUGGGUUCAUGCAAACGAGGUGGACAUGCAGCCAGAUGAGGUGGAGGAGCUGAACAAGGCCUUCAGCAGGUCCCCCUAUCUAACACCCAAACAGACUGCUGCUCUAGCUCAGCGCUGCUCCCUCCAUCCAGACCAGGUGAGGGUUUGGUUUAUGGCCCAGAGGCUCCUCUGUGGGAUCAGCUGGGAUUAUGAGGACAUCAGAGAGGUCUGUAACAAUUUAAUAUCCAACAAUGAUGAUGCUGAAGAAGAUCAGGAGCUCACAGACAGGUUUAUUGACAAAGAAGUGAAGAACAAGGAUCAGAAGAGCGAAGGAAGAGAGUGUGGAGGAGAGGUAAACCGGAACGGACCAAGAAAGCAGAAAAGGGGAAGGAAAAGAAGUAAAAAACAAGAUGAUGAGAGGAUCACUAAUGGAGCCAAGAUGGAACCAGUUCUCACCAAGAAGAGAAGAGCACAGACCAAACUAGUCUCCAGUGGAACAGGGAGCCAGUCAGACCAACAGGAAGAAACCAUGAAUCCUGCUCCAACCUCUGGGACCAGACAGGAGGAGACCCAGGCAGCAGAGUCUCAGAGCAAUUUGAAGACAGAUGGUCAGCUGCUGCUGCUAAGGAACGCCUUCCUGCAGUGCCAGUAUCCAACCGCUGAGCAGUACAGCUUGCUGACAAAGCUGGUCGGCAUACAGAGACAAAUAUUGGUCAAGUGGUUUGUGGACGCACGAUAUUAUGUUAAAAAGUACCGGCCAAGCUGGAUGACAGUGAAUCAACACAAGGAGGUGUCGGCUAACAUCAAGAACCAGCAAAACAAAACAUUUUAAAGAAACAGAACAGAGAAGCUGCUCAGGGAGUUGAGAGAGAAGCAGAGUAGCAACUGAUCGCUCUCCACGCAGACUUGUUACAAUAGUUUAUAAGAAGAUUGGUAAAAAUUUGUGAGAUUUUUUUCUGACGAGUUUUAGAAAAAGGAUUUUCAUUGUUUUGUUCUUUCCUUUCAAA
Cyprinodon variegatus (sheepshead minnow) is the source of this 1254-nucleotide messenger RNA. RefSeq names its product zinc fingers and homeoboxes protein 1-like (gene homezb). Gene Ontology annotation, molecular function: DNA-binding transcription factor activity, RNA polymerase II-specific; DNA binding. Gene Ontology annotation, cellular component: nucleus. The transcript is spliced from 2 exons. The coding region runs from base 129 to 1079 and encodes 316 amino acids. Gene Ontology annotation, biological process: regulation of transcription by RNA polymerase II. Lineage: Eukaryota; Metazoa; Chordata; Actinopteri; Cyprinodontiformes; Cyprinodontidae. The record is from RefSeq and is a predicted model, not a curated record.